AGGGAACAAUCAGUCAGUGGGGCCAGGGAGCCACCUCAAACCAUAUCGGGUUACUUUGAAUGACAGCGUAACCAUGGCAAAUAAUUUGACUAAAACUAUUGUCUUAUCCUCACCAUCCCCGGGUCAGAUAACCAACCAAUCACAGUUCACAUAAUCGCUUUUCUUGCCAGCUUAGAAUAAUAUUAUUAAAACAAGCGAGCGAGCCUGGUCUUCAGGAGUAGGUUAUGUUGAAACGACGUAGAAAAGGUGGAGAACGACUGUGGAAGGAGUAAACACUUUCUCUCCGUGUACCUUGAGGGGAAUGCUGUGCAUUUUGUACUGCUAUUCAUAAACGGGACUUUCGACUUUAGUUUUUCCAUUUCGAUUGGAUUUUAUCUUCGUCAUUUUUGAUACAGACUACUUUUGGAGACUUUCAUGAUCGUUUGUGGACUUACAGUGUCAGUUACUUGCUUUAAUGUCUUAGCCAUCAAAGGGGACGUGUAAGUAGAGCAAAACAUACCUGUUUAUUAACUUGCAACCAUGUCUAUGCUUCCAACUUUUGGCUUUACGCAAGAGCAAGUUGCUUGCGUCUGCGAGGUCCUCCAACAGGGUGGAAACAUUGAACGGCUCGGGCGCUUUUUGUGGUCUUUACCCGCGUGUGAGCAUCUCCACAAAAAUGAAAGUGUUCUCAAAGCUAAAGCUGUGGUCGCAUUCCACAGAGGAAAUUUCAGAGAGCUUUAUAAGAUCCUUGAGAGCCACCAAUUUUCCCCUCACAACCAUCCGAAGCUGCAGCAGCUGUGGCUCAAAGCGCACUACGUCGAGGCGGAGAAGCUCCGAGGCCGCCCUCUCGGGGCUGUGGGAAAGUACCGCGUCCGCAGAAAGUUCCCCCUGCCUCGGUCAAUCUGGGACGGCGAGGAGACAAGUUACUGUUUCAAAGAGAAGAGCCGGAGCGUACUCAGAGAAUGGUACACGCAUAACCCCUACCCUUCCCCGCGAGAGAAGAGGGAGCUCGCCGAAGGCACCGGGUUGACAACCACACAAGUCAGUAACUGGUUCAAAAACAGACGGCAAAGAGACCGCGCCGCAGAAGCUAAGGAAAGGUACGAGGAAAACAAUGAAAACUCCAACACCAACAGCCACAACCCAUUGACUUCUUCCAUGAAUGGAAAUAAAACACUUUUGGGGAGCUCAGACGACGACAAAACGCCUUCAGGGACUCCGGAUAACACCUCGUCGACUCCGGCUAUGCUCCUCGCUUCAAACUCGGGGCUGCAGAUGCACGGCCUAGCGCCUCCGCCCGGGCCUAGCGCCAUGCCAGUGUCCAGCCAUGACUCUGUGCACCAUCAUCACUCUUUGCACGACACUAUACUGAACCCUAUGUCGUCCAACCUGGUCGACCUCGGCUCUUAAACACGAGACCCUGAUUGGAAAGGGACUUUCUGAGUGUACAUGGAUGUUUGAGAAAAGCUUCAGACACUUGAGGCGAGGUGCAAAGGCGAAAGGACAGAGUCAGGAAAAUGUGGCUCACACGGUGAGGUGAGAUGGUAGGCGUUUAGCUGAAAGGUAUUUUACCGGAAUGUAAUAACAUGUUAUAUUGUUGAAAACAAUAACAAUAAAAUGUCUUAAUUCUUGUUA
Molecule: messenger RNA, 1614 nt
Organism: Coregonus clupeaformis (lake whitefish)
Lineage: Eukaryota; Metazoa; Chordata; Actinopteri; Salmoniformes; Salmonidae
Gene: six2a
Product: SIX homeobox 2a
Exons: 2
Coding region: 520-1389 (289 amino acids)
Biological process (GO): regulation of transcription by RNA polymerase II
Cellular component (GO): nucleus; transcription regulator complex
Molecular function (GO): RNA polymerase II cis-regulatory region sequence-specific DNA binding; DNA-binding transcription factor activity, RNA polymerase II-specific
Source: RefSeq, a predicted model, not a curated record